Messenger RNA from Stegastes partitus (bicolor damselfish), 2922 nucleotides. RefSeq names its product suppressor of fused homolog (Drosophila) (gene sufu). Gene Ontology annotation, molecular function: transcription factor binding. Bases 184 to 1599 code for a protein of 471 amino acids. Gene Ontology annotation, cellular component: cytoplasm; nucleus. The record is from RefSeq and is a predicted model, not a curated record. Lineage: Eukaryota; Metazoa; Chordata; Actinopteri; Pomacentridae. The transcript has 12 exons.
CAGGCCCCCGCUGAGUGUAGCACAACGAUCAACAGUUGACCGUAUACUGCUGUACAACAUAGCGUUUAUGAAGUUUUCAUGGUUUAGUUUAGUCCCCCUUUGUUGAACUGGGGGUAGUUAUCAAAAUAUUAGUGCAUAUACGUAGUUUUUUAAAGAAUAACGUGAUUUGUUCGAGGCCGUGGCAUGGAUGAGGUACGGCCUACCAGUGGUGCUCAAGCCCACGGGCUGGUGCCGCUGUUUCCCCCCGGACUGGAGGCUAUCUAUGGGGAAUGUCGGCGACUUUACCCCGAGCAAGCCAACCCGCUUCAAGUUACAGCCAUCGUAAAAUAUUGGCUAGGAGGACCAGACCCAUUAGACUACAUCAGUAUGUAUAGGAAUACGGGCUGUCCAGCUCAGGACGUCCAGGAGCAUUGGCACUAUGUAAGCUUUGGACUGAGUGACCUGUAUGGAGAUAAUCGUGUUCAUGAAUUUACAGGGGCGGAUGGACCUAGUGGGUUUGGAUUUGAGCUCACCUUUCGACUGAAAAGAGAGGUGGGAGAGACGGCACCUCCAACAUGGCCGGCUGAGCUCAUGCAGGGAUUGGCUCGCUAUGUGUUUCAGUCAGAAAACACAUUUUGUAGUGGUGACCAUGUAUCAUGGCACAGUCCGCUAGAUAACAGUGAAUCUCGUAUCCAGCAUAUGCUGCUUACAGAAGAUCCACAGAUGCAACCAAUUCAAACUCCGUUUGGCUGUGUGAGCUUUCUCCAGAUUGUGGGUGUAUGUACAGAGGAGCUACAGGCGGCCCAACAGUGGAACGGCCAAGGCAUCCUGGAGCUGAUGCGGGGAAUACGAGUAGCUGGUGGCCCCUGGCUAAUCACAGACAUGAGGAGAGGGGAGACCAUUUUUGACAUUGAUCCACACUUACAACAGGAGAGAGUAGACCAGGGUAUUGAGAGUGAGGGCUCUAACCUGAGUGGGGUCAGCGCCAAGUGUGUGUGGGACGAUUUGAGUCGACCGCCAGAAGAUGAGGAGGACAGUCGAUCCAUCUGCAUAGGAUCGCAGCCACGUAGGCUCUCAGACAAAGACACAGAGCAGAUCAGGGAGACCCUGAGAAAAGGACUAGAGUUUAACAGCAAGGCAGCACUACCACCUAUCAGCAGCCAGAGACAGAAUCACGAGAGACCUCAGAGUCGGAAGGACAGUUUGGAGAGUGAGAGCUCCGCAGCCAUUGUUCCUCAUGAGUUGGUCCGAACACGACAGUUGGAGAGCGUCCAUCUGAAAUUCAACCAGGAGUCAGGCACACUGCUGCCCCUCUGCCUGCGGGGCCGGUUGCUCCAUGGGAGACACUUCACGUAUAAAAGUAUCAACGGAGACACAGCCAUUACCUUCGUGUCGACAGGAGUUGAAGGAGCUUUCGCUACAGAAGAGCAUCCUUAUGCAGCCCACGGCCCCUGGCUUCAGAUACUUUUGACUGAAGAGUUUGUGGAGCAGAUGCUUGGGGAUUUACAGGAACUCAACACUCGUGAGGAGACAAAGUUACCAAAGGAGUACAGCUGGCCAGAAAAGAAGCUGAAGAUCUCUGUCCUACCAGACUCUGUGUUUGAUAAUCCGCUGCAAUGAGACAAAGACAAUGACGCCUGCAGACACACACUUCCAGAGUGGACCGUCACGAACAGGAGACCUCCCAGGACGUGCAGCGAUCCUGAGCUGCCAGGGCGCACAGAUAUGUUGUUUCCACAGUGGAUGGACGGAGACUGUUUCACUCCUGAAGAUGAUCUGAGGGGUUAUUUAAACACUUUUUGACUGUUACUGCAUUUUAAGACUUGCCCCACUGUUUACAACAUUUCUCUGAGGCUUAAACGCUUUUGAGAACAAUCCUGUAGGGCAAACAGGAUGCUGUCAUUCCUCCAGCAAGUCCAAAAUAUACAUCACUAAUGCGGUUGAGCAUCAUUCAUCCUGUGAUCACCACACGCAGUGUUUCAAGCAAUAACUGGGUUGCAGUUCUUUAAUACAGUUCUAUUUAUUCCAGUGGCCUUAGAAAGGGAAGAAAAAUCACAAAUUGAACCUUUUUUUUUGUUUCAAUUGCGCUAAUGUGUAUAGUAUUUACAAAUGCUGGACAUUUUUUUCUCGUUUGUUUGUGGUCACACCAAAGUUUGAACUUUUGCCAUGUUGCUGUCAGUUCUGUCUGUGUGUCAAAUGUUCCAUGAUUCUGUAACGAUAACCUGACAGGCUAUGACUAACUAUCAGUCACUGCCACUUCAUUUGGUAUCUGGCAGAUGCUGCAAGCAUAACCACCUCUACUCCCCUGUGGCAAGAACAUAACUCCCGUGUUGAGUAAUAUUCUUUGAAUCUGUGUUCUUCUUCUCAUGCGACAUGAUGUGUUUCAUAGUUGUCAAAUGAAACUCAUCAGGUCUGUUGUAAAUGUUCAAAGAUGUUAAGUGUUUUCAGUGUCCUCUCAAGUGCCAUCUCCAGUGGCCACAUAGAUGUAAAAGAUGUUGUUUUUUCUUUAAUCAGUGGGACCUGCUUGAAAAUGAGUUGGAGUAUAAUUCCUCUGUGCCUUGAGCUAAGAAGGACUGCAUAUUUUUCCGUUGGUUCUUAGUGCUGCCUACAGCUCCGGGAUUGCUAAGAGACAUCACUUUGAAUCAAGGUUGCUGCGUUCACUGCCUUUUGCUGAUACAGUCGUUGCAUUCCAUGUUAAUGCCAAAACAGAGACGAGACUACUUCUACCACAGUGUCUUCUUACAAAAGUGUGCUCUUAUACUACACUUGAUGGCAUAUCUUAUUUUUGUUUGUCCUUUUUACUCAGAAUGACAAAUAUAAAGUUUAGACAUUGUUGAUAUUGAUGAAUUUUCAUAUCUUAUUGACUGAACUGGCUGAUUGUAAUCCCAAGUGCAUUAAAGAGUGUAGGUAUUUACACAAAUAAAGCUGGAUCACUAAUUCAGA